Molecule: messenger RNA, 5471 nt
Organism: Doryrhamphus excisus (bluestripe pipefish)
Lineage: Eukaryota; Metazoa; Chordata; Actinopteri; Syngnathiformes; Syngnathidae
Source: RefSeq, a predicted model, not a curated record
GAGAUGAGAUUUAUGGCUCUGUGAAGGAAGCUGAAUCUUAAGGAGCCGUUAUAUUUAUUUUUUACAAUUCAGCCAGGGGUACUCGUUUUUUAUCAAGGAAACAAUCACUGGUAGCAGUGAUUCUGAAUAAUCAAUCAGAAUAAUUCCAACCAAGGCGGAACGGUGGUCUAGUGGUUAGCGCACAGACCUCACAGCUUAGGAGACUAGGGUUCAAUUCCACCCUCGGCCAUCUCUGCGUGGAGUUUGCAUGUUCUCCCCGUGCAUGUGUGGGUUUUCUCCCACAUUCCAAAAACAUGCUAGGUUAAUUGGCAACUCCAAAUUGUCCAUAGGUAUGAAUGUGAGUGUGAAUGGUUGUUUGUCUAUAUGUGUCCUGUGAUUGGCUGGCCACCAGUCCAGGGUGUACCAUGCCUCUCGCCCCAAGACAGCUGGAAUAGGCUCCAGCAUAAACAACACAAAAAUGGUCGUUUUACAUGAAAAUAACUAUUUAUUUACUAAUAUAACACAAUUAACUAUUUACAAAUUUCACAUUUGGAACUGAGACACGGGUUCAAUUCCACCCUCUGCCAUCUCUGUGUGGAGUUUGCAUGUUUUCCCCCGUGCAUGCCUGGGUUUUCUCCGGGUACUCCGGUUUCCUCCCACAUUCCAAAAACAUGCUAGGUUAAUUAGCCACUCCAAAUUGUCCAUAGGUAAGAAUGUGAGUGUGAAUGGUUGUUUGUUUAUAUGUGCCCUGUGAUUGGCUGGCCACCAGUCCAGGAUGUACCCCGCCUCUCGCCCCAAGACAGCUGGGAUAGGCUCCAGGAACCCUCGUGAGGAAAAAGCGGUAGAAAAUGAAUGAAUAAUUCCAACUAUACAUCUCACCAGUAUACUGUAUACUCUAUUGGUGGGAAUGAGUCGGAAAUAUUGUUUAUAUUUGGCUUGUGUUUUCAUCGUAAACAUUCCAUAAGGUAGUGCCAUAUCUCCAUGUUCUGACAGUGAGAUCACUAUUUUGAAUUCCUACAAUGGAGGCCCCAUGAUGUUGCCACACAUGACACAGUGGCCAAUCAGGGAAUCGAGUCUCGCCGUUCACUUGAAAGAGCCGUUUAAAGGAAUCGAUACGUGUCAACUAAUGACGUUCGUGUUCACCUGAGCAGCUACAUGUUGUGUUUCUUCACAGUGUUCACCAUCUUGCCGUGAAGAAGCAUUGGAAUGUGAGUCAACAAUCAUAAAGUACACUUUGUGUUUCUGUGUCGUCUGUGGAAAAAAUGCCCUCCUGUGCGCCGCCAUCAUCGAUGCUUCAUCUGGACUCAUUUUUUGCCUUAAAGAUGAACACUUUCCCCUCAAAAAGAGACUAGAUUAUUUUAUUAUAUUCUAACACUUCCAGCCUGCAGUCUAGCGGGCUGCCUCGACGCGCUUAUCCAUGUACGCCUUUAUUUUGAAAGCGACAGGGUAACCUGUUGCCGGAAGUACUUUGUGGCGUUCGUGUUGUUUUUUGCAUUGUGAGAGGAUGACGAUUGUUUGUUGUUGAAGAAUAUUUUUGACGUCUUUGUUGAAUGUGGGCGGUGGCGCCAGUGGCCUUAAUCAUGAAAAUAAAAAUCAUUUGGACUUGAUUUAAAAAAAAAUAUAUAACCUAUUAACGAAGGUAACAGUGCCAGUUAGUAGUUAUCAACUCGUCACUUCCGGUCCAAAUUUCACAAAGCAGGCGUGACAUUCCAAACAAUUCGUCUGUCCGUCGCCAUGCAGAGAAUAAAAGUGAUUUCGGGGCAUUUGUGUCCGUCCAGUUCGGACAAGUGGAACGUCAGGUCGAAUGAGUGCGCGGUGGCCGGUAGCCCCGACGAUGUGGUGGUCGUUCACGGCCUGAGGAGCGCCAUCGGAAAGGCCAAACGCGGAAAUUUAAAGGACACCACACCCGACGAGAUGCUGAGUGCUGUGAUGACCGCCGUGCUGAACGACGUCGGCCUUUCUUCUCAGCUGCUGGGUGACGUGUGUGUGGGAAAUGUGCUUCAGCCCGGCGCCGGCGCUCUCAUGGCCCGUGUGGCUCACUUCCUCAGCGGCUUCCCGGAGUCUGUGCCUGUCUACACGGUCAACAGGCAAUGCUCGUCUGGUCUGCAGGCGCUGCUCAACAUCGCAGGUGCUAUCAGGAGUGGUUCCAUCGACUUGGGCCUUGCUUGUGGCGUGGAGAGCAUGUCACUACGCUCCAUCGGGAAUCCCGGAGACCUGAGCUCCAGGCUGGUGGACAAUGAAAAGGCUAGAGAUUGCAUCAUCCCUAUGGGCAUGACGUCCGAGAACGUUGCAGAGAGGUUUGGCGUGUCCAGAGAGAAGCAGGAUGUCUUUGCCAUGACGUCCCAGCAGAAGGCAGCGUGGGCGCAGCUGUCGGGUCUGUUGGACCAGGAGAUCGUCCCCAUCGCGACCAAGCUGGUGGACGAGGACGGCACGGAACGGCAGGUGACGGUUGCUAAGGACGACGGGAUCCGAGCGGGAACGACGCUAGCAGGCCUCAGCAAACUGCGACCUGCUUUCAAGCCCGACGGGACCACAACGGCCGGGAACUCAAGCCAGGUGAGCGACGGCGCUGCCGCCGUGCUGCUGGGACGCAGAUCUACGGUGGAGGCGCUGGGUCUGCCGGUCCUCGGGGUCCUGAAGGCGAGUGCCGUGGUCGGGGUCCCUCCUGAUGUGAUGGGCAUCGGCCCGGCGGUUGCCAUUCCUGCUGCCCUCAAGAAGGCGGGACUCAACAUGGCCGACAUCGACGUGUUUGAGAUCAACGAGGCCUUCGCCAGCCAGGCCGUGUACUGCAUCGAGAAGUUGGGCAUCCCGCCCGAGAAGGUGAACCCAAACGGGGGCGCCAUCGCUCUGGGUCACCCGCUGGGCUGCACCGGCGCCCGCCAGGUCGUGACACUGCUGCACGAGCUGCGGCGACGCGGACGUAGGGCCUACGGCGUCGUGUCCAUGUGCAUCGGUACCGGGAUGGGAGCGGCCGCCAUCUUUGAAUUCCCAGGCCUGUAAAGAACCACGUUCCAGGAUCUUUUUGGACGUAAUAAAACAAAAGCUUCACGAUCAUAGCGAUCAUAUCUUUAUCACGGAAUCAAACCAUGGUAUCGAGAUGCAUGUCACGAAUGGACGCCAAGUCAUUCUGUCCAAAGAGACGGUCCAGUCCAUCAAAGGAUCUUGGCUUUCUUCCGGGCCUGAAACUGUUCCGUCUUGCUUUUAAUGGACUUAACGAGCAGAGACAAGCUCGGCUCCAUCACUUGUUUCCGUGACGUGGCGUCCGCCGGUGUCGCGGCGUCGUGCUCUUUCGUACGCUUCUUUGGCGCUGCGGUCUCCAUCUUGAGAAGAUCGUCUUCCUGACGGCGGCGUUGCUUCUCGUCCAGGAUGCUCUGCGUGGCUUUGGUCUUCUUGUAGCUGGGGUGGGACGGGUCCAGAUUGAAGAGAUGGGAAGUGAAAAUAGCCUGGAAGCGAGGGUCCUUCACGUCCACCUGAAGACAAAACGAGACCUGGGUUCAUAAACAAAAUGGACACCAUGGUUCUGAUGCUCCACAAUCUUGUCGUAGUUGAAGUGUUUGUGUUUCUCGUCACCGUCGUCGUCGUCCAUCAGCAGCAUCAUAGCGGCCUACACACACAAACACAUCAAUCAAUCACUCACUGGAAAGCGGUUGCGACAUCUUCUGGAUAUGCCCUCUGACCUUUUGUCUCUCCAGCUCCUCCUCUUCCUCAACUGUGCGCUCAACUUCCUCCUGGUUCUUCUUCUUGUCUUUGCGUUUUUUCUUCUUGGUGUCUGAGGAGCAUCAGCAGACAAUCAGAACUUUCGAUUGUCUUUUGGACGUGCUGACAACGGCGGCACGGCUCACCUGAAGAUGUGAGCUCUUCGCUGAAGAACGGGUCGCUGAGCUGCACGUCAGGAGGAAGGUCGUCGUCGCUGAGCUCCUCCUCGGCUGCUUCCUGUGAUGCCAUCAAGAGGAGACGUGAAAACGAGGUUCUCGCGCCGACAUGAGAACGCUCACCUUUUGCUCUUUCUUCUUCUGUUUCUUCUUGUCUUUCUUCUUCUGCAGGAACUCCUGCCAUGGCGUCAGGACCUCCUUCUUCUCCAUCUUCUUCCUCACGAGCUGCUCCGUCGUCUCCUUCAGCCCUGAAGAACCCAACCAGACAGCGAUAGCGGCUUCAUUCCAUAAUAUUUGGAUGUUGACCUCUGACCUCCUACCUGGCACCCAUGUGACCUCCAUCUCCAUGUCUUUGUCCUGCUUCUCUUUGUCCUGGAUUCCUUUGAUCAGCUGGCGGUACUUGGACAGCUGCUCCUCGCUCUUCUUUUUCUUCUUCUCUUCUUCCUGCUUGCCCGCUGAUGCCGGAAGAUGUUCCUCGCCUUCCUGCUCAUCAUGGAGGUCUUCUUCGUCACUGGAAGAAGCCAGGUAGGCUUUAAAGUCCAUCUCCAGUAGCUCGCUCUUGUUCAUCUUCUUGCUGAGGGCGCUCACGCGCUCGUGGUCCGUCUCGUCCCAUGUCAGCUGGACCUGGAUGGAGAAACGCUCAUGGUGAUGUCACAGACAGGUUCAGACUCCGCCUCCUGGCGACUCCGCCCCUUCCGUACCUUGGAAGUGGCACUGGCAGACGAGGUGAAUAGUUUCGGAGUGUACGCCGCCAGGUUGAUGUCGGUGGCGGCGUCUUUGGGCUGGUCGUGGAAGAUGAUGUCAUCAGGAACGAAGCUGAAGAAACAAAACGGGCAGGUCAGAGUGGAGGUCAAAGGUCACGGUGGCGGCUGUGUCUCGUACCGCAGGUCCAGGAUGGAGCAGCUGCUCUCGUACUCGUAGCCGUCGCACUCCUCAUAGAUUUUGCCGGCGGUGGCGGCAGAGUCGCACUCGGCCACCGCGUAGAAAUACUUCAGGCGCUUGAACUGGUAGUCUCUCAUCUUCUCCCUGUGCUUCCUGGAGACACGCACAUGAACGUCACACCCGCGGAUGCAUCAGCAACGAUGACAUCACCGGCAGACAACCCACCUGUCGUCCUCCGUGUCGUCCUCCGAGUCGUCGGGAAGCGCCUGCAGCUCCGGCGGUCCCUGGACUUCCUCCAACCUCAGUCGUUCCUUUCCGAAGUCUGACGGGUAGAUCUGGACCAAAACACCCAGCAUGCUUUGCUGCUCUGCACGUACACAGUGUCUUUGUGCCAGCUCCGCCCUCUUACCUUGACUGACAGCACGGCCCCGCCCUCGGGACAGAAAGAGCUGAGCAGGGCCAGCAGGUCUUUGGCCUUCAUGCGGUCCCAGUCCAUGUUGCACAUGGCUAGUCUGUGUGAGACCUAAAAAGACACGCCCGGUGAGACCAGCGAGACCACCGCCCGCUGCUCGUAAACUGACCUCGUCACCGCGUGGCGCGUCUUUGCACAGCUCGCCCCACUCGUGCUCGAUCUCCUCUUCCUCACGACGAAGGACGGAAUCCACGUCGUCAUCAUCCUCGUCUUCAUCCGAGCUGGUCUCCACGUUGCCUUUCCCACGGGCCAAGUCCGGACCACUG